Messenger RNA from Phanerochaete carnosa HHB-10118-sp, 1302 nucleotides. RefSeq lists its product as uncharacterized. Gene Ontology annotation, biological process: proteolysis. Lineage: Eukaryota; Fungi; Basidiomycota; Agaricomycetes; Polyporales; Phanerochaetaceae. Gene Ontology annotation, molecular function: metalloaminopeptidase activity. The record is from RefSeq and is a predicted model, not a curated record. The transcript is spliced from 10 exons. Bases 474 to 1214 code for a protein of 246 amino acids.
ACCGCACCAGUCGUCACUUGCCAAAGCACAAAUUGUCCCAAUGGAUACCCGCCGUCACGCCUAGAGUGCCCGACGUGCAGCAAGCUUGGAAUCAAAGGAUCCUACUUUUGUGGUCAGGAGUGUUUCAAGGCAAACUAGAAAACGCACAAGAUCAUUCACGACCUUGCCACGUCCCGACAACCCCUACUCAACGGUUCGAACGUUAAUCAAGAUGGCGCCUCCAAUCCUUUCGGAAACUUCCAGUUCACCGGAACGAUGAGGCCAAAAUACCCUCUCAGUCCAAGGCGUGCGGUGCCGGAGCAUAUACAACGGCCAGACUAUGCAGAAGACGGUACAGUCAAGAGAUUCUUUCGUGGCUUCUCGCUUGCCCUGUAAGUAUCUGACUUUUCAUUUGGUAUACAGGCAUUCCCAUCUCGGAGAACAGAAAGGGAGGGCAGCCACCCCGGAUCCUCUCGCCGGAGGAGCAAGAGAAGAUGCGGACUGCGUGUAGACUCGCGCGUGAAGUCCUCGAUAUCGCCGCCUCGCACGUCAAGCCCGGCGUGACGACCGACUUCAUCGACGAGGUCGUACACAAUGCAACCAUCGAGCGCAACUCGUACCCCUCGCCGCUAAACUACCGUAACUUCCCGAAAUCUGUCUGCACGUCCAUCAACGAGGUCAUUUGCCACGGUAUCCCCGACCAGCGCAGCCUUCGAGAGGGAGACAUCAUAAACAUCGACGUCUCGCUCUACCACGACGGUUUCCAUGCUGAUCUGAAUGAGACGUACCCCGUCGGCCAGAUCGAUGAAGACUCGAAAAAGCUCCUGAAGGUCACCCGACACAGCCUGGACGAGGCUAUCAAGCUCUGCAAGCCUGGUGCGCUCAUCCGUGACCUUGGCAAGGUGAUAGAGCCUAUCGCCCGUGCGGCUGGAUGCGCCGUCAUCCGGCAGUAUACCGGACACGGCGUUAACGAUCUCUUCCACUGUGCACCGAAUGUGCCUCACUACGCGAAGAAUCGUGCUAUUGGCACGAUGAAGCCCGGCAUGUGCUUCACGAUCGAGCCUAUGAUCAACUUAGGCCACAAUUGGGACCUCGUCCACUGGCCGGACAAUUGGACUGCUACUACUGUAGAUGGCAAGCGUAGCGCGCAGUUCGAGGAGACUCUUCUAAUCACUGAGACUGGUGUCGACAUACUGACCGCAGGUCAGCGACGAGCAGACCUGUAUGAUGACUAGAUAUGUAGGUGUCCAACGUGUUAGCCAUGUACACCAUAAUUCGUGUUCAUUUCGUGCUAGUCAUGCGUAGUGUGAUAACUGGUGUGAA